AUGGCAAUAAUGCAGUACUCCUCGGGGAGGUUCAAACCCAACAUUGAUGUAGCUCCCUUUUGCCCUCGUCGUGCCUCCUCCAACACCAAGUUCUGUUACUUCAACAACUACAGCGUCUCCCAGCCCAGGUACUUCUGUAAACCCUACCGCCGCUACUGGACUAGAGGCGGCUCUCUCCUCAAUGUCUCCGUCGGCGACGCUUCCCGUAAGUCCCACCCUACCAAACCCUCUCUCCAUUCCCCUUGUCCUGCACGCCUUUCCUUCAGCGUCAUUUCUUGUUCUCAGGACCUGAAUCCAGAGCUUCCCAUAUUGACAUGGCCCUCUUGUUCGCCAAGAUUUUUAACCAUGACACCACCUCCCCCUGAGAAUUCCAUCACCAGCCCGUGA
Molecule: messenger RNA, 387 nt
Organism: Prosopis cineraria
Lineage: Eukaryota; Viridiplantae; Streptophyta; Magnoliopsida; Fabales; Fabaceae
Product: dof zinc finger protein DOF3.5-like
Exons: 1
Coding region: 1-387 (128 amino acids)
Biological process (GO): regulation of DNA-templated transcription
Molecular function (GO): DNA-binding transcription factor activity; DNA binding
Source: RefSeq, a predicted model, not a curated record